Molecule: messenger RNA, 537 nt
Organism: Fundulus heteroclitus (mummichog)
Lineage: Eukaryota; Metazoa; Chordata; Actinopteri; Cyprinodontiformes; Fundulidae
Exons: 2
Coding region: 1-414 (137 amino acids)
Biological process (GO): synapse organization; homophilic cell-cell adhesion
Cellular component (GO): neuronal cell body; axon; plasma membrane
Molecular function (GO): axon guidance receptor activity
Source: RefSeq, a predicted model, not a curated record
AUGGCAACGAGUCCACCUUUAAUCCUGUGUUUCUUCCUGUCUUGGUCAGGAUCUCGUCUCAGGUUAGAGGAUGCUCCUCCUCGGAUCAUCAAGCAUCCGUCUGAUUUAAUCGUGUCCAAGGGAGAACCAGCCACACUCAACUGUGAGGCUGAGGGGCGGCCCAUGCCCAUAGUAGAGUGGUACAAAGAUGGCGAGCGGGUGGAGACGGAUAAAGAUGACCCUCGAUCCCACCGCAUGCUGCUGCCCAGCGGGUCCCUCUUCUUCCUGAGAAUUGUGCACGGAAGGAAGAGCAAACCCGACGAAGGCGUUUAUGUGUGUGUGGCACGCAACUACCUGGGUGAGGCCGUCAGUCGCAAGGCAUCGCUGGAGGUGGCCAAGCCUGGCCUGCUGUCACACUGCGACCGGCCCUGCUAAUGUGCACGGAUGACAGCCAGUUCAAGCGACAGAGAUAGCAGUUGUCGCCACUGGACAGGAAAGCUGGGAAACUGUCUAACAGGGACAGGACAAGGGGACAACGUCAGCUGGCAGCUUCUCACU